Candoia aspera is the source of this 1713-nucleotide messenger RNA. Its product is annotated as sodium-dependent serotonin transporter-like. Lineage: Eukaryota; Metazoa; Chordata; Lepidosauria; Squamata; Candoiidae. Bases 1 to 1713 code for a protein of 570 amino acids. Gene Ontology annotation, cellular component: neuron projection; plasma membrane. Gene Ontology annotation, molecular function: serotonin binding; serotonin:sodium:chloride symporter activity. Gene Ontology annotation, biological process: sodium ion transmembrane transport; serotonin uptake. The record is from RefSeq and is a predicted model, not a curated record. The transcript has 13 exons.
AUGACCCCCCGGGCCGCCUCUCUCCUCAGCCAGAGAGAUGGCAGGGACACCUGGGGCAAAAAGGUGGAUUUCCUUCUGUCCGUGGUAGGAUUUGCGGUCGAUCUGGGCAACGUCUGGCGCUUUCCCUACAUCUGCUACCAGAAUGGAGGUGGAGCAUUUCUCCUCCCCUACCUGCUGAUGGCUGUCCUUGGAGGGGUGCCCCUUUUCUACAUGGAGCUGGCUCUGGGGCAAUUCCACCGGGUUGGAGCCAUCCCCAUCUGGAAGAACAUCUGCCCCAUCUUUAAAGGCGUCGGUUUCGCCAUCUGCAUUAUCAACCUGUAUGUGGCGUUCCACUACAACACCAUCAUCGCUUGGGCCCUCUGCUAUUUCUACUCCUCCUUCACACCCACCCUGCCCUGGGCCAGCUGCAGCAACCCCUGGAACACCCCCAGCUGCGUCAGCUACUUUGAUGCCAGCAACGUGUCCUGGACGAACCACUCCAAGUCACCCGCUGAGGAGUUUUACAUGAGGCAGGUCCUGCAGGUGCAGGGUUCACGUGGUCUGUCUGACGUGGGCAAGAUCCGUUGGCAGCUGCUGCUCUGCCUGUUCCUCAUCUUCACCAUUGUCUACUUCAGCCUCUGGAAGGGGGUCAAGACUUCUGGGAAGGUGGUUUGGGUGACGGCCACUCUGCCGUACGUCGUCUUGUUCAUCCUGCUGAUCCGUGGCGCAACGCUCCCAGGGGCUUGGAGAGGAAUUGUCUUCUACCUGCGACCCGACUGGGAGAAGCUCGGGAGCGUGGCCGUGUGGGUCGAUGCAGCUGCCCAGAUCUUCUUCUCCCUGGGGCCCGGAUUUGGAGUCCUCCUUGCGUUAGCCAGUUACAACCCGUUCAACAACAACUGUUACCGAGAUGCCAUCCUAACCAGCCUGGCCAACUGCUUCACCAGCUUCCUCUCGGGAUUUGUCAUUUUCACCGUCCUGGGCUAUAUGGCUGAAAUGCGGGACAUGGAAGUCGCAGAUGUAGCAAAAGACAAAGGGCCCAGCCUCCUCUUCAUCACUUACCCAGAAGCCCUUGCCAACAUGACCGGAUCCUCCUUUUUUGCCAUCCUCUUCUUCCUCAUGAUGAUUAUGCUGGGACUGGACAGCACUUUCGGGGGCCUGGAAGCUGUGAUCACAGCCCUGAUGGACGAAUAUCCCCGAGCCCUGGGUGAGCACCGUCAGCUGUUCGUGCUCGGACUCACCGCCGUCUGCUUCCUGGGCUCCCUCGCCACGCUGACCAAUGGAGGCCCCUACAUUGUGAAACUCCUGGAAGAGUUUGGUGCUGGUUGCUCCAUCGUAGCUGUGGUGCUCCUGGAAGCCGUUGCCGUCUCCUGGUUCUAUGAUAAGGAGAGACAUGCUUUCUGCAGUGACGUGAAGGCCAUGCUCGGUUUUCGGCCAGGGAUGUACUGGCAAGUGUGUUGGAGAGUUGUCAGCCCAGCCACCUUAGCAUUCAUUCUCAUCAGCUCCCUCCUGGACCAGCCGCCCCUUGUGCUGUUUGGCUAUGAGUAUCCUGCGUGGAGCAUCAGGCUGGGACACCUGAUUGGAAUGUCAUCUUUCCUUUGCAUUCCUGCCUACAUGGUGUACAAGCUUGUCUGGACCCCUGGAUCGCUGAAGCAGCGCCUCGCCCUGUGCCUUCGGCCAGAGAAGAUUGCACGGGAGCUGUCCCUGGAGAUGGUGGAUGUGCCAGCCUCCCUUUAA